Cryptotermes secundus is the source of this 5121-nucleotide messenger RNA. RefSeq names its product integrator complex subunit 5 (gene omd). The record is from RefSeq and is a predicted model, not a curated record. Gene Ontology annotation, cellular component: integrator complex. The transcript has 16 exons. Lineage: Eukaryota; Metazoa; Arthropoda; Insecta; Blattodea; Kalotermitidae. Gene Ontology annotation, biological process: snRNA 3'-end processing. The coding region runs from base 242 to 3169 and encodes 975 amino acids.
UUGUGGUGCCGAGGUGGUUGGAACCGUUGGAGCAGAGUGUAGCAUUAGGUGAAGGAUAAAUCUGCGUUAUUUGGUAGGAAAAUGUUACUGCGUGUGGCUGCUAUGUUAUAACUGCGAUCGCGUAUUCGUAAUGUAAUCGGUAGCGCUACAGCGUACUGUUCAGUAGUUUUGAGUGCUGUAAUUGUGACUGUAGAACUUGUACAGAAGGAGCCUUAACCUAACAUUGUAUUGAACUGAGGAAAUGUCGGGAACAGGCGUGAUAAAAGCCGUGCCGCCCCAAGAUUUGAUGCGUGACUUGAGAACGUUUGUUGCUGGUGCAACCCGACGUGUGAAGACAAAUCCUCUAGAACUUGCUCGCACUGCGCUUUCUGUUCUUAAGACAUUACCAGCAGCUCGUGAUGCUGUGCUUGAAUAUUUCUGCACCUUGUUUAAUUCAGCUGUUUCUAAAUAUGUGACACAGAUUGAAACUGAUAUGUGCUUAGAUUCAAGCUCAUCUACUUCAGGACAUGAGGAUGCUACUAUUGUUGAAAUCCAUGUAGUGCUAUGUAAUUUUGUUAGUUCAAAUCCAAAGGCUUGGGCUCCAAUAAUAUCUACAUGGUCAUUAGAAUUACUAGGUGAACUCUCAAGCCGCUAUGCAGGUAGAGCUCAUGUUCCCUUGUCAGCUGGGCUCAAUGAAACCUUGCAAUUGUGGAUGUCUUGUCGGGCAACUCGUAUUCUUAUUGAUAUUACUACACAGUGCCUUUCCUGCCUUAUGCAUUCAGAUACUGAGUCUUGUAUUAAUGCUCUGUUAGAUACCAGUGUGGCACAUAGCCCACAUUUUGAUUGGGUGGUAGCCCAUGUUGGUAGCUGCUUUCCACACACUGUUAUCACUCGAGUCCUUUCAUGUGGAUUGAAAGAUUUCAGUCAGCAUGGUUCAGCAGAUCAAAGUGCCAAGGCACCAAAACUGAAUUCUGUUGUUGGUAUACUUGGUCAUCUGGCAGGGAGUCAUUUUGCAGAUAUAAGGUCAGCCCUUCUUGAACUAUUCCAGUGGAGUCUGGAGCCUGACAAACAUGAAGGGGAUGGAGAGAAUGCUGAACGACCAGCAACAGUUCCAUUUUUGCUUCAGUUGGCUUCACUGUCAUCAACAUUGUUGCAUGCUUUGUCAACUGACGUGCUACACACCUUGACUCCCAGCAUGCUACCAAAAUUGGCUGCACUGGCUCCUAGUUGGUGUGACUACUUUGGGGGCAGCCAAGCAUUGGAAGAUCUGAUAGUCCACCUAGCUCUAGGCUGUGAGCAAGGAGGAACACAGAUACUGAAGCUCCUACUGGAUGCAGCUUCUCCAUUGGAUUAUUCAACUACUGCAGCUCCUGAUUCUUCAGUCAGUGCAUCUGUAAAGAGUACCAGCAGGGAAAUACUGGAAUUAUUGCUUCAAGAAAUAGAUCACCUGCUCCGUAGCACGAUGCCUGGGGCUUGCUCUAUUCCACUUUUAUGUUCCAUCAAACAAGAAGUGACUGUUAUUCAACCACUCCUGUUGAGUGGAGAUCCUCUGCAUGUUCAAACAGCUGUGAGGCUCUUGGGACUGUUGGGCUAUCAUAGUACAGCAGUACUAGUCAGUUCAGCUGCAUUCUUACUGCAGAGAGCUUCUACUGAUGGACACUUGGUAGCACUAGUGAGGCUUGUAACUGGAGGAAUUUGUAAUAGUACAUCUGCAUCACAGCUUGAGCAGGAGAAUGGCUGCUAUUACAAGACUGGUUGCUUGGCUCAGGCUUUAGAGCAAGCAAUGAGGAGCAAUGCUGGUUGUGUUCUGGGAGAUGAGGGAGCAAUUCAGCCUCCACCAGAGCAGCUUUGGCAUAAUGUGGCCCACCUGUUAAGGUGGGAACACAGUGGCAAGGCACCAUCCCUUCGAGGUGGUUUGAUAUCUCGUGCAGUCAGAUGUAAUUUACAGGAAGUCUCGGAUCGUCUGUGUACUGUUUGUGACCCUAACUUGGCUUGUGACAUCGCUGAGGUCCUAGAUUUGACCAUAGUAGCAGACAGGUCUUCUCAUGAUGUUUAUACAGUCAACAUACAGCUCACUCUUCUUAUGGCCAAGGCUGUUGUUGCAUAUUUCUUCCUUUGUGUAUCAGAGAAAGAUGACUUGGUUAGAUUCCGUGGUGUUCGAUUGUGUUGCCACUUACUAGCUCAUCUAUCAUCUCAUUCACCACCAGCUCGCUCACUUGCUUUACGAGAGUUGUUAGAAGGUUCUUUAUUCCAUUCACAUUCACGUCUGUUUGGAGCCAAGCUUCCCUCUCAAAUAAGAGCACCUAGAGAAGAUGUGCAACUUCUCCAUGAGAACCACAAACAGGGUACCAGUGUAAUGUUAGCACAGCGGCACUCGUCAGUGUUCCAUGCUGGUGUAAUUGGUCAUGGACCAAGGAAAACUUUAGCUAACCAGUCUCAAGAGCCUGACACAGUAACACACAAUACACAGUUACUCAUUGAAGUUAUAAAGGCCUGCUGUUCAUCUGGUGGAACAGGUUCUGAAACUGGUUCAGAACAGUCACCAACUCAUCCUGUGUCUCUGGACGCAAUAACGACUGUCUCGUUGCUGUUAGUUGAGCUAAUAUCUCCAGAUGUUAUGUACAAUGGACUGCCUUGGCCAGAGGAAGAAUUUUGUAAGGUAACUGUUGAGCGAGACCUCCAUAUCCGAAGGUUAUUUGAUGAUCUUCCACUCAUAUGGCAUCUGAUGUCACUGGUAGCAACAUAUCGUCCUGCCCUCUGCUACUGCUCUGUUCUCCUCCGUGCAUUGACAGCAACUCUUCUGGCACAGUGGGGGUCCGCAGCUCAGCGAGCACAACAUAAUGACAGAUUGCUUGCAACUACAACCCAGGUUCUGGAGCUGAUGGCAUUGGGACAACUCUUGCCACCUCCACUAUCAAGCCUUAGAGAUGUAAUACCUCACCUGAAGCCACAAGAGGUUGUUCAACUUAUACGUGACUGUGUGUGGAACUACCUACGUGAUCAUGUCCCGUCUCCUGCUCUCUUUGCUCGUGAUGAAAAUGGUCUUAUGUGGCGAGAUGCAACAUUAGCCCAUCCAGAACCUCAGUACACCGAUACACUGCGCAGCACUAUGCAGAAUAACAUUCAGCAUUUAGGAACUCUUUAUAGCCAGUUAUUCCCCCCUAUGUCAUCUAAAUGUCAAAAUGAGUAACAUAUUUCCUUUCAGUAUUCCAAAGUAACUUAGAUUAGAAAUAUUCCACAUAAGAAUUUAUAUGAGUACAUCUUAUACAUUUUAGUUUGUCUUUUUAUGAAUUUUGUAUAUGUGUAAAUCCACAAUUCAGCCAUGUAUGAGAGUCACUGAAAAGUAAUGCACCAUAUUUUUUUUUUUAAUUUCAGUUUUUAUUUUAUAACUUUUCUAUUCACACAGUGGAUAGGUACAGGCUUUAGGGACAAAAUAUUCCUUUUCACAGUACUCCCAAUCUCUCUCAGCAGCUUUAUGACACCUCAGAACAAGGGCAUAUAUGCCCACAUGGUAAAACUCAGGAUCAGGGCUUUUCGGCCACUUUUUCACAGAUGCCAGAAGGGAGUCAUUGUCCUCAACUUUUGUCCCACAAAUGCUGUCUUUCAGUUUAUCAAACAGGUGACAGUGUGAAAGUACCAGAUCAUGACUGUAUGGUGGGUGUGACAACUCUGUCAACCUCAAUUUUGUGCUCCAUAGUUAGGAGACUGACAUGUGGCCAGGCAUUGUCAUGCAGCAGCAGAAUGUCUUCCAUCCACUGGUGUGGUCGAACAUGGCACAUCCAUGAAUGAAGUGUAAUGGUUCCUAAGUGAUGUCAUUGCAUGUAAAGCGUUUUCCUAGUCGGGAUUCCUUAGAUCAGUGUUUCUCAACCGCAGGGCCAUGGCCCAGUACCAGCCCCUGGCAUCAGUUAUACCGGACCGUCGUCUUAUAAAAAAAAGAAUUUACUAGGCCAUGGUCUCGCAAAGGUUGAGAACCACUACCUUAGAUUUUAUUAGCUGCCACACCCCAGCAGCCAUGUUGGUUGCAUGGCAUCCUGACACCAUUUUGGUAGCAUGAUUCUUUUUUUUUAACUCUCUUCAGGGGUUCAUUUGCUCAUAGCACUGGCAUGGGGUUUGUGUAAACCCAUAGGUCAUCAUUCUGGCACUAAAGUGGUGCUGUGCUCUUAUUAAAACUAUGUCUGCUAUACCUACCCAAAGGUUACACAUGCAUAUUGUGGAGUGGGGUGCUUGCCAUAGGAUUUGCUGAUUAUGCUGUACCAGGUAAAUACAGUGUGCACUAAUCUAAAUUUUAUUCCUACAACAGAUGAGAAGACAAAAGCUUUUGGUCUGAAUGGUAGCAAGCAUUACCCAAAUUCUAUCUCCUAUUCAUUUCCUCAUGAAUCAAAUGUUCAUUUUUUACUGUCAUUCCCAAAUAUUUGAACUGUCCCACAUUUACAGAGCAUCUGUUAGCUACUUGUAUGUCAUGGUUUUCCUCUGUAUUCUGGUGACAAGACAGCAACAUAUGCUUAGUUUUAUCUGCUUUUACUUAUAGACUGACCUCCUUACUAGCAUCAGUUAAAGUUCAUUUGUUUUUCUUUAUGGUAUCUAUGUUAUCACUAGGGACCUGAUUUUUAUACCAUAAUAAUCCCUUAAAUAUAUAUGCAUGAAAAACUUCCAAAUAUACACAUAAAAUGUUCAUACUAAAAAUUAAAAUUGAUUUUACAUUAUUUUAAGACCAGCAAAUCAACAUUUAAGAUAAUUUCAUGUAAUCACUGAAUGAUUCACUUGCAGUGAAAAGAUACACUUAAAUAUAAAUCAUUCAAGAAAGCCAACAUUUUUUCAUUACAAGUUAAAGAAAACAGUGGUACUAACAUUUAGCUCUCCAGGCUUUCAACUUCUCCUUUGUUGCAGUUCACAAUUAAUAAAUGUUUUAGGUUUCUCAUAGUUAAUUGCCUCCUGUUGUCUCAUAAGAUGUCCUUAUAACGGGAAGAAUUUCUUUCCACCUCACAGGAACUUAAGGGUGCAUGUACAGAAGCCGGUAUUUGCUCCACUGUUAGUGAUUUUUUACUUGCUAGUUCAGUAUGCUUACCAGCAAAAAUUUUUUUCAAUUUCACAAAUUUAUUCAUAUCCUGGGUUUUUUUAAAGAAUGCUGUGUACUUUUUCCUU